GGGACUCCGGUCGGAUCGCAGCCGGCAGCGGCGAAAGAGGCUGGGCCCGGGGCUCGGCGGGCUCCCCAGCCUCUGUGCGGGGCGCCUAGGAGGCAGUGAACUCCCUCAGGGAGGUCCGGCCGCCGGCCGCGAGCCGCGCCCGGGCGGUUGCCAAGGGCCCGUCCCGUCAGCGGGGUUAGUUGCUAGGACCUCCAUCUUGAGGCCGGCGGCCGCGGCGCCCCCGGAAGGGGUUGCCGAGCGGGGCAUUCACUUCCGGUCUGGGGCCUGCGGCGGCGGCGGUGGCGGCGGCGGCGGCAGCGGGUCGGUGUAGAAAAUGGCGCUGGUGCAGCGGCUCGGGCCUCUCCCCGCGGCGCUGCGGAGGGCUUGAGGCUCGCGAGCCUCACUCGCCGCGCCCCACUUGCUCGUGCACUUUACACACAUGAGAGAAUUGGAAGCUAAAGCUACCAAAGACGUAGAAAGGAAUCUUAGCAGAGUUUUAUCAUGCCAGUUCACGCCUAAGUAAGACAAUGUGUACCUCCUAAGAACCAGGGCAUUCUACAUAACCAUCGCAUUGUCAUGCACGGGGAUUUAGUGCAAGAAGAAGAACAGUUGAUGGAAGAAAAGAAAAAGAAAAAAGACGACAAGAAAAAGAAGGAAGCUGCUCAAAAGAAGGCCACUGAACAAAAAAUCAAAGUGCCAGAACAGAUAAAGCCCAGUGUAAGCCAGCCUCAGCCUGCCAACUCUAAUAACGGCACUUCCACAGCAACCAGCACUAAUAAUAAUGCCAAGCGAGCCACAGCCAACAAUCCGCAGCAGCCGCAGCCGCCGCAGCAGCCGCCACAGCCGCCACAGCAGCCGCAGCAGCCGCAGCCGCAGCCGCAGCCACCACAGGCCUUGCCUCGGUAUCCUCGGGAAGUACCACCACGAUUUCGCCACCAGGAACACAAACAGCUUCUAAAGAGGGGUCAGCAUUUUCCUGUCAUAGCAGCAAACCUGGGAUCUGCUGUUAAAGUGUUAAGCAGCCAGUCAGAAAGCAGUGCUUUAACAAAUCAACAGCCACAAAAUAACGGAGAGGUGCAGAACAGCAAAAACCAGUCAGAUCUAAACCACAAUACUUCAGGAUCCCAUUAUGAAAAUUCGCAGCGGGGACCUGUGUCUUCUCCGAGUGACUCUAGCACAAAUUGUAAGAAUGCUGUUGUGAACGACUCCCCUGAGAAAGAAGUAUGGCCCUCAGUCCCUGGCAGUGAUCCAGAGUUGGCUUCAGAAUGUAUGGAUGCUGAUUCUGUCUCCAGUUCUGAAUCAGAGAGAAACAUCACUAUCAUGGCUUCAGGGAACACAGGUGGUGAAAAAGAUGGCCUUCGGAAUAGCACUGGACUUGGUUCCCAAAACAAGUUUGUGGUUGGUAGCAGCAGCAAUAAUGUGGGCCAUGGAGGUAGUACUGGGCCAUGGGGUUUUUCCCAUGGAGCCAUAAUAAGCACAUGUCAGGUCUCUGUGGAUGCUCCUGAAAGCAAAUCAGAAAGUAGCAACAAUAGAAUGAAUGCUUGGGGCACUGUAAGUUCUUCAUCAAAUGGAGGGUUAAAUCCAAGCACUUUGAAUCCAGCUAGCAACCAUGGUGCCUGGCCAGUAUUAGAAAACAACGGACUUGCCCUAAAAGGGCCUGUAGGGAGCGGUAGUUCCGGCAUCAAUAUUCAGUGCAGUACCAUAGGCCAGAUGCCUAACAAUCAGAGUAUUAACUCUAAAGUGGGUGGUUCUGCCACCCAUGGUACCUGGGGAAGCCUUCAGGAAACUUGUGAAUCUGAAGUAAGUGGUACACAGAAGGUUUCAUUCAGUGGUCAACCUCAGAAUAUUACCACUGAAAUGACUGGACCAAAUAACACUACUAACUUUAUGACCUCUAGUUUACCAAACUCCGGUUCAGUACAGAAUAAUGAACUGCCUAGUAAUACAGGGGCCUGGCGUGUGAGCACAAUGAAUCCUCCUCAGAUACAGGCUCCGUCAGUUAUGAAUGGCACUUCCCUUUCUCACCUUAGCAAUGGAGAGUCAAAAAGUGGAGGCUCUUACGGUACUACGUGGGGUGCCUAUGGUUCUAAUUACUCUGGAGACAAAUGUUCGAGCCCUAACGGCCAAGCUAAUGGUGACACUGUGAAUGCAACUCUAAUGCAGCCUGGCAUGAAUGGGCCUGUGGGCACUAACUUUCAAGUUAACGCAAAUAAAGGAGGAGGCGUGUGGGAGUCCGGGGCAGCGGGUUCCCAGAGUGCGUCAUGGGGAAGCGGGAAUGGCGCCAGUUCUGGAGGAAGUCGAAGAGGGUGGGGAGCUCCCGCACAAAACACUGGCACUAAUCUACCCGGCGCGGAGUGGAGCAAACUGCCUAGCAAUCAGCAUUCCAAUGACAGUGCAAACGGCAAUGGUAAGAAGUUUACAAACGGAUGGAAAUCUACUGAGGAAGAGGAUCAGGGUGCUGCCACAUCCCAGACAAACGAGCAGAACAGCGUGUGGGCCAAAACAGGAGGAACAGUGGAGAGUGAAGGUAGUACAGAAAGCACUGGACGCCUCGAGGAAAAAGCAACUGGGGAAAGUCAGAGUAGAGAUAGGAGGAAAAUUGAUCAGCACACAUUACUCCAAAGCAUCGUGAACAGGACUGACUUGGAUCCACGUGUCCUCUCCAACUCUGGUUGGGGACAGACUCCGAUUAAGCAGAAUACUGCCUGGGACACCGAAACUUCACCUAGAGGGGAAAGAAAGACUGACAAUGGGACAGAGGCCUGGGGAAGCUCUGCCACACAGACUUUUAACUCAGGGGCGUGUGUAGAUAAGACUAGCCCUACUAGUAACGAUACCUCAUCUGUAUCGGGGUGGGGAGAUCCCAAACCUGCUCUGCGGUGGGGAGAUUCCAAAGGCUCGAACUGCCAGGGGGGAUGGGAAGAUGAUUCUGCUGCUACAGGAACGGUCAAGAGCAAUCAGUGGGGGAACUGCAAAGAAGAGAAGUCCACGUGGAAUGAUUCGCAAAAGAGCAAACAGGGGUGGGGUGACGGGCAAAAAUCAAACCAAGGGUGGGCCGUGUCCGCCAGCGAUAACUGGGGAGAAACUUCGAGGAGUAACCAUUGGGGUGAGGCUAAUAAGAAAUCUAGCUCAGGAGGUAGUGACAGUGACCGGUCCGUUUCCGGUUGGAACGAACUUGGUAAAACUAGUUCUUUUACUUGGGGAAAUAACAUAAAUCCAAAUAAUUCAUCAGGAUGGGAUGAAUCUUCUAAACCUAAUCCUUCCCAGGGAUGGGGAGAUCCUCCAAAGUCUAAUCAGUCUCUAGGUUGGGGAGAUUCGUCGAAGCCAGUCGGUUCUCCAGACUGGAACAAGCCACAAGACCUUGUCGGAUCCUGGGGGAUCCCGCCAGCUACAGGCAAACCUCCCGGUACAGGCUGGCUGGGAGGACCUAUACCAGCCCCGACAAAGGAAGAAGAGCCCACAGGCUGGGAGGAACCAUCUCCGGAAUCCAUACGUCGCAAAAUGGAGAUUGAUGACGGAACUUCAGCUUGGGGAGACCCAAGCAAGUACAACUACAAAAAUGUGAACAUGUGGAACAGAAACGUCCCGAACGGCAGCGGCCGUUCAGACCAGCAAGCACAGGUCCAGCAGCUGCUCCCGUCUGCAAGUGCCAUCUCCAGCAAAGAGGCGGGCGGCGGCUCCGGCUGGGGUGAGCCCUGGGGGGAGCCUUCUACUCCAGCCACAACUGUGGAUAAUGGUACUUCAGCAUGGGGUAAACCCAUAGACAGUGGUCCCAGCUGGGGGGAGCCCGUUGCUGCGGCAUCCAGCACGUCCACGUGGGGCUCCAGCUCUGUUGGUCCUCAAGCGUUAAGCAAAUCUGGGCCAAAAUCUAUGCAAGAUGGCUGGUGUGGUGAUGAUAUGCCAUUGCCUGGAAAUCGCCCCACUGGCUGGGAAGAGGAAGAGGAUGUAGAGAUUGGAAUGUGGAAUAGUAAUUCAUCUCAAGAGCUUAACUCAUCUUUAAAUUGGCCACCAUAUACAAAGAAAAUGUCAUCGAAGGGUCUGAGUGGCAAAAAAAGGAGAAGGGAAAGGGGAACCAUGAAAGGUGGAAACAAACAAGACGAAGCGUGGAUAAAUCCAUUCGUUAAACAGUUUUCAAAUAUCAGUUUUUCGAGAGACUCACCAGAAGAAAAUGUACAGAGCAAUAAGAUGGACCUUUCUGGAGGAAUGUUACAAGACAAACGAAUGGACAUAGAUAAACAUAGCCUAAAUAUUGGUGAUUACAAUCGAACGGUCGGGAAAGGCCCUGGUUCUCGGCCUCAGAUUUCCAAAGAGUCUUCCAUGGAGCGCAGUCCUUAUUUUGAUAAGGAUGGCAUUGUAGCAGAUGAAUCCCAAAACAUGCAGUUUAUGUCCAGUCAAAGCAUGAAGCUUCCCCCUUCAAAUAGUGCACUACCUAACCAGGCCCUUGGCUCCAUAGCAGGGCUGGGUAUGCAAAACUUGAAUUCUGUUAGACAGAAUGGCAAUCCCAGUAUGUUCGGUGUUGGAAACACAGCAGCACAAGCCCGGGGCCUGCAGCAGCCUCCAGCACAACCUCUUAGUUCAUCUCAGCCUAAUCUCCGUGCUCAAGUGCCUCCUCCAUUACUCUCCCCUCAGGUUCCAGUUUCAUUGCUGAAGUAUGCACCAAACAACGGUGGCCUGAAUCCGCUCUUUGGCCCUCAACAGGUAGCCAUGCUGAACCAGCUAUCCCAACUAAACCAGCUUUCUCAGAUCUCCCAGUUACAGCGAUUGUUAGCGCAGCAGCAAAGGGCGCAGAGUCAGAGAAGCGUGCCUUCUGGGAACCGGCAGCAGCAAGACCAGCAGGGUCGACCUCUUAGUGUGCAGCAGCAAAUGAUGCAGCAGUCUCGCCAACUGGACCCCAACCUGUUGGUGAAGCAACAGACCCCGCCAGCUCAGCAGCAGCCACUCCAUCAGCCAGCCAUGAAACCUUUCCUCGAGAACGUCAUGCCCCACACUACACCCGAGCUGCAGAAAGGGCCGUCACCAAUAAAUGCUUUCAGCAACUUCCCUAUAGGCUUGAACUCAAACUUGAAUGUAAAUAUGGAUAUGAACAGUAUUAAAGAGCCACAGUCAAGACUAAGGAAGUGGACUACAGUGGACAGCAUUUCUGUGAACACAUCUUUGGAUCAAAACUCCAGCAAACAUGGUGCUAUUUCAAGUGGUUUCAGGCUGGAAGAGUCUCCGUUUGUUCCCUAUGACUUUAUGAACAGCAGUACUUCUCCAGCCAGUCCUCCAGGUUCGGUAGGAGACGGCUGGCCACGUGCCAAAUCGCCUAACGGCUCUAGCAGUGUUAAUUGGCCACCAGAAUUUCGCCCUGGUGAACCAUGGAAAGGUUAUCCAAACAUCGACCCUGAAACUGACCCUUACGUCACUCCUGGCAGUGUCAUAAACAAUCUUUCAAUUAAUACUGUGCGGGAAGUUGACCACCUCAGGGACAGGAACAGUGGGUCAUCCUCAUCCUUGAACACCACGCUGCCUUCAACUAGUGCCUGGUCAUCCAUUCGUGCCUCCAACUACAACGUUCCCCUCAGCAGUACAGCACAAAGCACUUCAGCCAGAAAUAGUGAUUCCAAAUUGACAUGGUCUCCUGGUUCAGUUACAAACACCUCUCUGGCUCAUGAGCUGUGGAAGGUCCCUUUACCACCUAAAAACAUCACUGCUCCGUCCCGCCCACCUCCGGGACUGACUGGUCAGAAGCCACCCUUGUCUACGUGGGAUAACUCUCCCCUUCGUGUAGGUGGAGGAUGGGGAAAUUCUGACGCCAGGUAUACCCCAGGUUCCAGCUGGGGUGAGAGCAGCUCAGGGAGAAUAACAAAUUGGCUUGUUCUAAAGAACCUUACACCUCAGAUCGAUGGCUCAACUCUGCGUACUCUGUGCAUGCAGCACGGCCCACUGAUAACAUUCCACCUGAACCUCCCACAUGGAAAUGCUCUGGUCCGUUACAGCUCAAAAGAAGAGGUAGUGAAGGCACAGAAGUCUCUGCACAUGUGUGUAUUGGGGAACACUACUAUUCUUGCUGAGUUUGCCAGUGAAGAGGAGAUCAGCCGUUUCUUUGCACAAAGUCAGUCUCUGACCCCUUCUCCCGGCUGGCAGUCUCUUGGGUCCAGCCAGAGCCGGCUGGGCUCCCUCGACUGUUCGCACUCGUUCUCCAGCCGGACCGAUCUCAAUCACUGGAAUGGUGCUGGGCUGUCGGGAACGAGCUGUGGAGACCUUCACGGCACUUCACUCUGGGGGGCCCCCCAUUAUUCCACAAGCCUGUGGGGGCCUCCCAGCAGCAGCGACCCCCGGGGAAUGAGCAGCCCGUCCCCCAUUAAUGCUUUUCUUUCUGUUGACCACCUGGGUGGGGGUGGAGAGUCCAUGUAGCGCGUAGACGCAGACUCAAGAACUGUGACCUCAAGACGCGAAAGAAAGGAGCACUAAGUUGGGCUCGCCGCCUGCAGCCAGGGGCCACCUGUGGGAACAGCUAUUCUCUGCACAUUUUCCACUUUGUUUUCCCUGAAACAUAUCAGUUUGAAUACUUGAAUCAUGCAGGCCAAUAUUAUAAUGUGAAAAGGUAUCUAUCUAUUUACACUCCCAAAUAGCGCCAUACAUGCUAAACCGUAUAGAAUGAGCUCACGUGUAUAGUCAUCAUGUUUAGCCUUUGGGUUUGGUUUCUUUUUGUUUUUUUUGUUUUUUGCCUUCCUUGUUUCCCUCCCCGUCCCUUACCCCAUUUUCAUUUUCUUCCCCCCCCUUUUCUUUUUUUUCUUUUUCUUUCCCUUUUUUUUUUUUUUUUUUUUUUGGCAAAACCAUUUUUUUGGGCUGAUAAUGUAUGAGCUUUUAACUUUGCACUGAAUGAUGUUCUCUCCGUCUCAUCGGCAAUAUGGGGGGGCAGCUGUUCCAGUGUAAAUGUUUACUCAAGGAUGUUCUUAAAAGGUGUGCGCUCUCUACUAUGCCUUGAUGUUUGCCUACCUUAUUGUGGUGUUGUGGAGUUUAAAACAUCGAGUUCUGAUGCUGACUUAGGACUAUAAUGAAAGUAUUGCACCAGUGUUUUCAUGUUCUAAAACUAAAGAAUUUCGCUCUGCAGUUUGAAAAACUGUGGCCACAGCUGUGACUUGCAGCCCCCCCUGCCACCCAGGACGGGCCCUGCACUUUGAAUAGGCUUUCCAUUUUGUUUUGAAGGUUCCCACGUUGAACCUUCUUGUUUACAGAUUUUUUUGUUUUUUUGAGAAAAAAAAAAUGUUUACUCUUCCAUCAUUUAAAAAAAAUGUAAAAGACAAAAAAAAAAAAAAUGGAGGAUGAUUUACAAGAUGCUUUCUAUCUCUGGGAAAAAGGAGCAGCAUUUGGCCAUGUUCUUUUGUUUUUCUAUUCCUGUCCUAAAUCGAAGAGCAUGGUUCUCAGGAAAACCAGUUCCCCAGUUAGGAAAAAAUAAAAAAAUAAAAAAUUAAAAAAAAAAAAAAA
Messenger RNA from Acinonyx jubatus (cheetah), 7449 nucleotides. RefSeq names its product trinucleotide repeat containing adaptor 6A (gene TNRC6A). NCBI's taxonomy places the organism in Eukaryota, Metazoa, Chordata, Mammalia, Carnivora, Felidae. Gene Ontology annotation, biological process: miRNA-mediated post-transcriptional gene silencing; positive regulation of nuclear-transcribed mRNA poly(A) tail shortening. The record is from RefSeq and is a predicted model, not a curated record. Gene Ontology annotation, cellular component: P-body; nucleoplasm. Gene Ontology annotation, molecular function: nucleic acid binding. The transcript has 26 exons. The coding region runs from base 556 to 6375 and encodes 1939 amino acids.